Sinocyclocheilus grahami is the source of this 2205-nucleotide messenger RNA. RefSeq names its product lysine-rich nucleolar protein 1 (gene knop1). The transcript is spliced from 5 exons. The record is from RefSeq and is a predicted model, not a curated record. The coding region runs from base 189 to 1523 and encodes 444 amino acids. NCBI's taxonomy places the organism in Eukaryota, Metazoa, Chordata, Actinopteri, Cypriniformes, Cyprinidae.
UAGUGGCGGACGCGUAGAGGCGUUACCAAGGAAGUGACGAGCGCUUCUUCCGGGUCGAAAGGAAAGCUUUCCCGCGUGUGGCAAAUGAUUUGCAGAUGGUGAAGGAAAACCCAAUGAAAAUAACCUCUAGGAUGCAAAAAGCAGGAAGAAGUUGAGGUUUUUGAGAAGUUGGUUGACUAAAAGUUGGCAUGGCAGUUGACGGGGCAACUAAAGAGAAGAAGAAGAAGAAGAAGAAAGUUCAGGAUGCAGGAGACACACGUGUGAUGGUGUGGCGUGACGUGUCCGUCCAGACUGAUGUUAAAAACGAAACUUUGGAUGUAAACAUCAGAGAUGGAGAGAAACGGGAGAGCAAUGGGGCUGAGAAGAAGAGGAAGAAGAAAAAGAAAGUGAAGGAGGACGUGGAAGCAAACAGUCCCGUGUGUUACGAUGCGUCCGUCCAGACUUCCGUCAAAACAGAGCGCUCCGAUAUAAACAUCAGUGCUGCUCCUAAGAAGACGAAGAAGAAGAUAGAGCAGGAAGCAGAAGAGAUCGCCAGUGGAGAUCAUUUAGUGUCCAAGAAACAAGGACGUGAAGAAGAGGUGGAAGCUAUAAAGAAGAAAAAGAAGAAAAAGCAAGUAGAGAUGAAAAAAGAAGAGGCCGAUUUAGGACACAGUGUAGAGAUAGUAAAAAAGAAAAAGAAGAGAAAAAUUGAUGAAGAUGUGGCCGAAGAAGAACAAAACAAAGAAUUUGAGGGGGGAGAGGUAAAGAAGAAAAGAAAAAAGCAGAAAGAUUGUAAACAGGAAGCGGUGAAGAAGAAGAAGAGGAAGAAAUCUUCAGCAGUUGAAGAGCCUGAUGACAUUAGCUCCAGUGAAAAGCUGGAGAAGAAGAGCAAGAAGCUAAAGAAGAAACUGAAAGGUGUGGAUGAAGGUGAGAGUCAUCCUUGCGCCAACGGAGGACAGGUGAGCUCAGCGGACAAGAAGAUGAGAAAGAAAGUCAAAGCUAAGACUGAGACUGAGGAGGAAGCGGUGGGAAAGAAGGGCAGAAAGAAAACCCCAGAAAAGGUUAGAAAGAAAAAGCCUAAAGAAGAGCAUCUUGAGGCAGUCGUGGAGAGAGCAAGUAAAGCGUCUGAUGUUGUGUUCCUGUCGGAAAAGCCUGGAAAUCAGGACAAAGUUUCUAUAGAUCAGGCCCGCCGUCUCCGCCUACAGAGGGACAUUGACAAGGAAUCACAGCCGAAGCCAAAUCUCGGGCAGUGGGGCACGGCACAGUUCGACAGCUCUGACAGACAAGCCAAGUUUCUGCGCUUGAUGGGCGGCUUUAAAAAGAGCAGCCAACCAGUCACAGGAUCCUCCGGCCGGGCCAACAUGGUGCUGGGGACAGAAGGCCAACAGACUUUGCAGCAAGGCCUUCUGGGAGAGUUUGAGCGUGCACAGAGCCGUCAUAUGGACUUCAGGAAUAAAGGAGCCGGAUUGGGGUUUGCAGCGCCGUCCAAUAAGACGUUUGCGAUCGAUGCUAAUGCUCGGAACUCAGUGUGGCUGGAUGACUGAGAGUUCAACCAAAAGUGAACGCUUUGUCAUCAUUUACUCACCCUCACAAUGUUUACAAAUCACCGUGCUGUUCUUUAUUUUAAAGAAUCACAUCAGUCAAGCUCCAAAAAGGAAAAAAAAAUACAGAAAAAUAGCCCAUACUAAAUAUGUAUGGAACGACUCAAAGGUGAGUGAAUGAUGACAAAAUGUUCAUUUCUAGGUGAACUGUUCCUUUAAUGGAUGAAUCAAAAUGGGUUUAUGAAAUGUAUUUUUGGAAUCCGAGGAGCGCUGAAUCACCGACCCCCAAAAAAAAAAAUUUGACAAGUUUCCGUUGAAAUUUUUUUUUUGGUCCUGAGAGAUGUACUCGGGUGAAAUAUCACGAGAUGUAUUUGAAUUUAUCAUUAGAUUUGCUAAAGAAAAUGAUACUAAAAGAAAAGGUUAAACAACCGAAAAGGUUGAAUAAAGACACUGGAUUAGAGCUGUCUUUGGGUAAUCAUGGUUGUCAUUGCAUUAUUGAGAGUUAUUUUUUUUAGUCAUUUACAUUUAUGCAUUUGGCAAACACUUAUCUAGUGCCUUUGCAUUCAAGGUAUAUUCACAAGCGUUCAAAAGCAUGGAGUCGGUACAAUUGUAUGGUGACCAAGGCUGUAUUUGUUUGAUCAAAACUACAGUAAAAACGGUAAUAUUGUGAAAUAUUACAAUUUAA